Molecule: messenger RNA, 585 nt
Organism: Drosophila gunungcola (fruit fly)
Lineage: Eukaryota; Metazoa; Arthropoda; Insecta; Diptera; Drosophilidae
Source: RefSeq, a predicted model, not a curated record
AUGGCAAGUGAGCAGCCAUCGCUUAUUGCUGAGAAUGAUGGUGAUAAGCCAAAGAGCUCUUUACGGACCGAAAGGGCGUUUUCCACUCGCUACACCACAACGAUGGGCCUGGCAUUUGGGAGGCAAACUACGAAAUUUGAUAUCCCGAUCCAUGACAAACGAACUUUGUUGGACAAAACAAAAAAAAAACGCCACCAGGACGACACGCAGUACACAGAAGAUUUUGAUGAACAAGAAAAUAGCCGAUACUUUGCAUACAAGCCCAAGAAUGAUGAUCGCGAUAUCUGCCCUAAAGAUCCCAGCUACACCAAUGUUAAGGUUCCCAUGGAAGUUACCUGUAAGAUACGUUUGAAGGUAGACACACGAAGAUAUAAUCGUCAGCUGAAAAGUGAAAUCUCAAAAUUAAUCGACUACCAAAACAACGCACUGGAAGCAGCGUAUUUUGUUAAAGUAAUGUCGUACACCACCUUGUGGCCACCAUAUCAUAGCAACCUGGAAAUAGAUACCACCUGCCGUAAGUUUUACCGGCUGUCGAAAAGGGAAUAGACCCGCUUUGACUUUAUUAUGUCGCAUGAGUUUUCCUGA